Molecule: messenger RNA, 738 nt
Organism: Centropristis striata (black sea bass)
Lineage: Eukaryota; Metazoa; Chordata; Actinopteri; Perciformes; Serranidae
Product: claudin-14-like
Biological process (GO): bicellular tight junction assembly; cell adhesion
Cellular component (GO): plasma membrane; bicellular tight junction
Molecular function (GO): structural molecule activity
Source: RefSeq, a predicted model, not a curated record
AUGGCCAGCAUGGCGGUGCAGCUGCUGGGCUUCUUCCUGGGACUGUUGGGGUGUGGGACCGUGGUGGCCACGGUGCUGCCCCACUGGCGCAGCACGGCCUACGUGGGCUCCAACAUCAUCACGGCCACGGCCUACAUGAAGGGUCUCUGGAUGGAGUGUGUGUGGCACAGCACGGGCAUAUACCAGUGUGAGCUGUACCGAUCUCUGCUGGCGCUGCCUCCGGACCUGCAGGCUGCCCGGGCCCUCAUGGUGCUGUCCUGCGUGACCUCGGUGCUGGCCUGUCUGGUGUCGGUGGUUGGAUGAAGUGUACCCGUUUCGCCCGGGACUCUCUGAUUAAGUCCCCCCUGGUGCUGAGCGGGGGGGGUCUGCUUCCUGUGUGCCGGGCUGCUGUGCCUGGUCACCGUGUCCUGGACCACCAACGACGUCAUCAUGGACUUCUACGACCCGUUCCUGCCCAGCGGGCUGAAGUACGAGAUCGGCCUGGCCGUGUACCUGGGCUACGCCUCCGCCUGCCUGGCGCUGACCGGGGGACUGGUGCUGGUCUGGAGCAGCAGCGGGGGGAGGAGGUCUCCCAGGAGGAGUCGCCCCGUAUCACCUCCUCCUGCCUUCAACCACAUCUACCCUCCUGCUCCUCCUGCUGCUCCUCCAUACAGGCCCCCCGAGGCCCUGAAGGGCAACCACGCGCCCUCGCUCUGCUCGCUGUCCAGCAGCGGCUACAGACUCAACAACUACGUCUGA